Messenger RNA from Temnothorax curvispinosus, 3873 nucleotides. RefSeq names its product LIM domain only protein 3-like. The record is from RefSeq and is a predicted model, not a curated record. The coding region runs from base 527 to 1195 and encodes 222 amino acids. Gene Ontology annotation, molecular function: transcription coactivator activity; DNA-binding transcription factor binding. The transcript has 6 exons. Gene Ontology annotation, cellular component: nucleus. Gene Ontology annotation, biological process: positive regulation of transcription by RNA polymerase II. NCBI's taxonomy places the organism in Eukaryota, Metazoa, Arthropoda, Insecta, Hymenoptera, Formicidae.
UCCGGCUCCGGCUUUCGUGCCCGAGCCACUCCGACCAAACACCACGUGGCACGCGUCCGAGUUGCACGUGCAUUCGCGGAGCUGCGAGAGCCCGGUGCGCGCGCGAGAACGGGCGCUUGCGAGAGAGCUUGCGAGGAGUCGGAGCGACGGUGUUCUCGCCGGGGAGAGCGGAGAGCGUGUCUCUCCUCAUCGCGGAGAAUCCCCGUUUCCUUUUCACGCGAGCUCCUUGAACAGCUUCUUUCUGUACCGCGGUCUCUCGACUACUCCGUUACUCCCUUGCUCUUUCGCCCUCCCUCUCGGUUUCUUAUCUUUCUCUCUUCUUCUCCUCGGAUCCCUCUUUAUACUUUUCGACGCGUUUUAUAUAAAUGAUCAAUUGACUCACUGUCAUAUUGUCAUAUUGUACCGUUGUGACGUGAGAUUUAACUGUGCUUCGAUAAACCCGCUGAGAUCGACUCUUUCAUCUUCACUGAGAGUCAAGAGCUAUUGGCAAGACCAGAUUUCAACGAGUGACGGACGAGGCGAUAAAAUGACUAUGGAUGGGAGCAAAAGCGAACCGGGCAAGAACGGGGCCACUCAACAGGAAUGCGCGGGUUGCGGAAAGACGAUUACGGAGAGAUAUCUUCUGAAAGCAUUGGACAUGUAUUGGCACGAAGACUGCUUGAAAUGUGGAUGUUGCGACUGCAGGCUUGGCGAGGUCGGUUCGACGCUCUACACCAAGGCUAAUCUCAUCCUUUGUAAAAGAGACUAUCUACGACUCUUUGGAAAUACCGGUCAUUGCGCAGCGUGCAGCAAAGUUAUUCCAGCUUUCGAGAUGGUGAUGCGCGCGAGGACCAACGUUUACCACUUGGAAUGUUUCGCUUGUCAACAGUGCAAUCACAGAUUUUGCGUGGGCGACAGAUUUUAUCUCUGUGAUAACAAGAUCCUCUGCGAGUACGAUUACGAAGAGAGGCUGGUUUUCGCCAAUAUGGCUCUACAUCCUCCGCCUAGCGCGACUCUGGCACACAUCAAGAGACAAGUGACCCAUCUUGCGCCGCAGAACGUAGCGGGUGGGCCUCAGCGACAGGCGAACGGGGAAGCGGCGGCCCACAACCACAACGGAUAUCCAGCGCCAGCCAGCUCGAGCGCCCAUAACGUCCUGAACCCCAUGAAUAAUUUAAACGGUAUCAAUGCGCAAGCAUCGUACGAUGCCAAAUGACAAACGAAGUAAGCGCCGAUAUAUCGAUUGAGUCGCACGAGGGGGUCGACUCGUGUGUGCCGUUCGCAUUGUCUUCGUGGUUUUACCCGCGCUGAUCGUCCGAACUGUCGUCCUAACUUUAGCACGCGACCCACGGCAAAUUGCAAGAUUGCGCAUAUUCGGAUAUCCUUUAACUGUCGAGAAAAAAAAGUUAUCGCGAACAGAAAAGUGUUACCGCGUAUAGAUAUGUAUUAUAUAAUCGCAUUAAACAAUCCGCUUCUUGUCGCGAUCGGGCGAACUUGAAGUUUAUGUAAAUAGAAGACAACCAUAAAAAUAUGAUAGUGUUGCAGAUAACGCGAGUUAAGUGGCAUAGGAGAAUUUUAAUGCAUAUCUGACAAAAUAGAAAACGAUUAAUAAAAAUGUAUAUCGCGUUUCCCCGUCUUUGAAAUUAACAUUUUUGAAUAAAUGACCAGAUUGCCAACGCUGCUAUUUCUCCUACGCUAUCUUAUAGGCGUCGUUUGGCGAAUGCGUAUUUCCCGGACGAAUUAUUAUUCCGUCUUCUCGAAUAGAAUCUCUCCAAUAUAAGAUAGGACGUGAGGGAAGAAUAUAUAAAUCCAAAAUGCGUCUUUCGUUCUUACAUUUAAUUAGAUUCAUAUAUCCGAACGAAUUCGUCUUCCCCACGCUCGACUGGUUAGACGAUAAAUAAGUAGAUAGUUAAAUAGAUAAGUAUAUAGAUAGAUAACUAACGGAACGUAUAUUGGCCAACUAUGGCGAACUAUUGGUGCUCUUUAGAUUAUAACUGAUCGGAGUUUGCAUGAUUCAAUUCAGACUGCUAAAGCGUAUCGCUAAAGAUAAGAUCGAGAAAGAAAUCAGAAGUAAGACCUGCGUGGAAAUUUACGGGCUAGAGAAGAAUUCCCGUCGCGAUUCUUCCCGGAUUUAUCCGCUUUCAUGAAACCCUACGGUAAGCGUAUCGACUUUCGGUCGGUGUAAGAUAUCUUUAACAGCCGGCGUGUCAUGAAUCGAAGUCCGAAACUUCGCGGUGGUAAAUAAAGUUUGGCGCAUUUAACGUUCGCCUCUCCGAGGACGGUGAGUUGUCGGUGAGGAGAUACACAGGAUGACCCCUCGGAGGGCCCUGCUCCUGCCGGACGGGCAUCGAGAACGAGAUCGAAUCGACGGACUUCGAGAAAGCGACUGCAGCAGCAGCAGCAGCAGCAGCAGCAACCGCUCGCUAGCUCGCCACCCCAUGGGGCUCAUACGUUAAGGGUGACUUAAGCAUUGUUUCAACUUCGAAUCUCCCGGCAGAGGCCCAGAUUGAUGUCGCGAACUUUUCCACUGCCUUAUUUGCGAGUCAGAUAACGAGACUGAGUUAUGCCCAAAGUUCUCUCUUGAUCUCUCUCUCUUUCUCCGGCCCGUGCUGAUCGUAUCGGAUCACGAGGAAUACCCAGUCGAAAAGGAUGUUUUAUUUCCUUCCUCUUCGGGGAUUCAUCGUUGAUGCCAAAAGUACCUACGUCGAACGGUAAUAGGUUGGCAGCUGCGCCGAGAAACUGCUAAGGACUAAUCCUUAAGAAACGCGAUCUUCGUGGUUUUCAUUCCGGUGAAAAUCACGCAAAUCUCACAAAUAAGAAAAAAAAUCUUUGUUGCUUGCGAUUGGCAAUAAUUAUUGUUUAUUAUUAACGACAAGAAAAGGUUUAAUAAAUAUAUAUUGAACUGUAACUUUGCGAAACUAAUUGAAGUUGACUAUGAGUUCAUUGUUAAUAAAUUGCGUUAACAAAUAUUUUCUUAUGCUACAUUAUUUUUUUAUGUUACAUGAUAAUAUACAAUUUUAUAUGAAUGACAGUAUAAAUAACUUGAUUUCUCAAUAUUUUCUACAUCUUCUGUAAUACCUUCUGCACAGUUUUGUAAUUUUCUUUUGAAAUACGUUAAGAAAUAUGUAUAUGUAUAUAAAUAUUAAAAAUAGCCGCAUCUUUGAAUUACUAUAAAUAAUAUCACAUGUACCAUAAUUAAUAACGAGUGCCAAUUUAUCAGGGCACUUUAACCUUUCUUCGCAAAUAAAAGCAUCAUACAAGUACGCAUUUAUUUCAAUCUGCAAAAAUUGAUUUGGUAAUCGUCUCAAAUUGUCAAGACGACAAGAGAGAACUAUUGCCGACUUGUUACUUGCCGAGUUUAUAUUUUGAUACGACGACACUAUCGACGAUAGCCUCUACACGAGUUGCAUUCUCUACCCAGCGCAUUAAAGUCGCCCGAACUGAACCAGAUUCCUUUCGACAUUUAAACAUGUCUUGACGACUGUAACAAAUAAUCUUCUCGCAAAAUAUAUGGCGAUUUCAGAAUAAAACCAGCAUAGUUCCUAAAACGCGAAAGAUCUUCGACGCGCAGUGACUACGAUCGCUAAAAACACAUUUGUAUCAUACUAUGCGACUAUCGAAUGAACGUUUAACAAAGCACAGCCAGUGCGAGCAUCGGAGCCCUUUUGUACAUUAUACCCUAUACAGUAUCGCUUUCUACAUCCCCGUAAAUCUUGCAUUAGCAGCGCUAUUAUGGAUUCAGUUAUACUGAUCGCGCUUGGAUCACAAUGUACGAAAGAACCGAGGUCAUUAAUUAAGGAAGUGUGUGUACGUUCGCUAGUAUGUAGAUACGUUUUGUAUUUAUAGGUCUAUCAUAGAGGUAUUAAUAAAUUUGUUUCGAUGUUAUGCAAAAAA